UCUCUUGCAUCACCAAGAAUAUUAAAUCGAGAUAUUCUGUCACGAACAUUUCUAUCCUGCCUUCUUCUUGAACGUCACCUCUCAACAUCCACCAAGUCCAACAACACCCCUCAGUUCCCGUCAAGAUGGCCCCCUCAGCCACCUACCCCAUCAUCAGCACCACGCACUCGGGCGCCGACCUCGAAGCCAUCUCCGACGCCGUCGACGAGAUCAACGUCCUCAAAUUCAAAGCCGCUCAACAAGUCAGCGAGAUUCUCAACGACAACAACAACUCCUCUGUCCCAUCUUCUCCCACCUCCGAAUCCUCCUCCACCACCCAUGAAGAAGAAGAAGAAGAAGACCUCGACGACUUCGACACCCCCUCCCACUUCGACUCCACCAAAGACCACUCCCGCUUCCGGCAAUACACCACCGCCGAAUCUCGCGUACUCAACUUCUACACCGAACAACACACCAAGCAAACCGUCUCGCACAACCUCGCUGCUCGCGCCCACUUCAACUCGCCCGACCGUAAGCGGCCCGAAAUGACCAUCUGGCAAGCGAUCGAGUGCCUAAACUCUUUAAUCGACGAGUCCGAUCCCGACACGGAACUCAGCCAGAUCCAGCACCUGUUGCAGUCAGCCGAAGCAAUCAGACGAGACGGCAAGCCGCGGUGGAUGCAGCUUGUAGGACUGAUUCACGACUUGGGCAAAUUGAUGCUUUUCUUCGAGUUGGCUUCAGGGCAGUGGGACGUAGUAGGCGACUCGUUCCCUGUCGGGUGCAAGUUCAGCGAAAAGUGUAUUUUGCAUGAGAGCUUCAGUGCGAAUCCGGAUUCGGGACAUGCCGUGUAUAGUACGGAGCAUGGGAUUUAUGCGCCGGGGUGUGGGAUUGAGAAUCUGAUGAUGAGCUGGGGCCAUGAUGAGUAUUUGUAUCAGGUUGUGAAGGAUCAGAGUACGAUCCCGAGGGAAGGGCUGGCGAUGAUUCGGUUUCAUAGUUUUUAUCCGUGGCAUCGCGAGGAGGCGUACGGGUGGGCGAUGAAGGAGGGGGAUGAGGAGCUGAGGAGGGCGGUGAGGGCGUUUAACCCGUAUGAUCUCUAUUCGAAGAGUGAUGAGCCGGUGGAUGUCGAGGCUGUUAAGCCUUACUACAUGGAGUUGAUCGACGAGUUCUUCCCGAGCAAGGUCAUCAAGUGGUAGACGGCCAUGACCACAGAACCUCCAUUACUCGCGACGAUGUUGAAGAAGCGGCACUUUGGCACCAAAAGCCGGCCCUUUUGGGCGAUGGAACAACGACACGAGUUAACGGCUUCCGCUCAGACAUGCAUCUUUCUUUGCCUGUCAUUGUCUUUUAUGUUUAUGUCACGGCGUCACGGCGUCACAGUGUUGUUAGACACGCACCUGCGUUGCGUUUCAUUUCCUUUCUCCCACUUAGAGGUAGAGUCUGGUUCUUGCCGUUGGAUUUGUGCAUCAUCGCAUCCGUCAGGCACGGCGAUGUUAUCCUUUUUCAGUUCAG
Messenger RNA from Neurospora hispaniola, 1488 nucleotides. Its product is annotated as putative aldehyde reductase 6. NCBI's taxonomy places the organism in Eukaryota, Fungi, Ascomycota, Sordariomycetes, Sordariales, Sordariaceae. The transcript is spliced from 2 exons. The record is from RefSeq and is a predicted model, not a curated record. Gene Ontology annotation, cellular component: cytoplasm. Gene Ontology annotation, molecular function: inositol oxygenase activity; iron ion binding. The coding region runs from base 126 to 1172 and encodes 348 amino acids. Gene Ontology annotation, biological process: inositol catabolic process.